Molecule: messenger RNA, 2328 nt
Organism: Chelonoidis abingdonii (Abingdon island giant tortoise)
Lineage: Eukaryota; Metazoa; Chordata; Testudines; Testudinidae
Product: cyclin-dependent kinase 5 activator 1-like
Biological process (GO): brain development; axon guidance
Cellular component (GO): growth cone; cytoplasm; protein kinase 5 complex
Molecular function (GO): protein kinase binding; cyclin-dependent protein serine/threonine kinase activator activity
Source: RefSeq, a predicted model, not a curated record
CCAGCGGGCCUGGCCGGCGACUGGAUUAGAUGGAGCUCGGCGCGGCUGGCGGCAGCAUCCUCCUGCCGGCUGGGCUCGAGCUGGCUGCUGAGUCGCCUGCCCGGGCUGGCCAUGCAAGACUGAGCGCUAAUCGCCUGCACGGGAGCGCUCCGCGAGCCUGCUAAUUAAGUACACGCGCGUGCCAGGCUGCUAAUUGCAGGCACAGGACCGCCGUGCAACGCUGCUAAUUAACGGUGCGUUCACGACUGCCACAUUGCAGGCUGUCCGCUGCCCUGCCAGGCUGCUGGGGAACGGCCUCCCUGCCAGGCUGCACAUUAGCUGCAGGGUUGCUAAAUAGCUGCAUGCAGGGAUUUGCACUGGCAGCCCCGUUGCUUUAACUGCCUGGCUGCAUUCUAGCCCCCGUGUUGGCCCAUCUCUCUCCCUGCCUCCCUCAGCAUGGGCACCGUGCUGUCCCUCUCGCCGGGCUCCCGGAAGGCCAGCCUGUACGAGGAGGGCUCCUCCGGCUCGCUGGCACACUACCCCGGCGUGCCGAGCGCCAAGGGCAGUGGGCAGAAGGCGGACAAGAACCUCAAGCGCCACUCCAUGUUCAUCCCGGCCUUGACCUGGAAGCGGCUGGUGGCCUCCACCAAGAAGAAAGGCUCCCGGGGCGGGGCGAAGGGGCCCGCCCACAAUAACAACAACAAUCACCCCCACGCCAAGGACGUGGCCCUCCUCAACCACGAGAAUGUCAAGAAGUCGCUGUCCUGUGCCAACCUUGCCAGCUAUGAUGGAGGCGGGCCGCCCCUGGCACCACUCAGCGCCAAGCGCAUCUCCACCACCUCCGUCUCCUCCCUCAAGCCAGACACCUGCCUGGGCGGGAGCAGCUCAGCCUCCCCGCGGCGUGUGGUCGUCCAAGCCUCCACCAGCGAGCUGCUCAAGUGCCUGGGUGAAUUCCUCUGCCGCCGGUGUUACCGCCUCAAGCACCUGUCGCCCACGGAGCCCAUCCUGUGGCUGCGCAGCGUGGACCGCUCGCUGCUGCUGCAGGGCUGGCAGGACCAGGCCUUCAUCACCCCAGUCAACGUGGUCUUUGUCUACCUGCUGUGCCGGGAGGUGAUUGACGGGGAUUCGGUCUCCAGCGAGCACAACCUGCAGGCGGUGCUGCUCACCUGCCUCUAUCUGUCCUACUCCUACAUGGGCAACGAGAUCUCCUACCCGCUCAAGCCCUUCCUGGUGGAGGCGGCGAAGGACGCCUUCUGGGACCGGUGCCUUCGCAUCAUCAACGCCAUGAGUGGCAAGAUGCUCCGGAUCAACGCUGACCCCCACUACUUCACCCAGGUCUUUGCCGACCUCAAAAACGAAGGCAGCACCCGCGAGGACUUUGCUCGCGUCCUGGACCGGUGACUGGCUCAGGGCAUAAAGGACCAACUGGCCCCCUCCCCACCAACCUCAUGUGCAGCGCAGCCCUCGCCUUGCUGUGACCUUUAAAGAUCAGCUUGCAGCGAGCUAGGGAUUUUCCUCUGACUCGCCUGGGCCCGAUCUCCCCUGAGCCAGGCCAGACUCAUCCAAACACUUACAAGAACUCUGGCUUGGCUGCCCCUCCUCCCGUGCCAUGAGCCAACAAUGGGGGGUGUCUGUGUGCAGUGUAGGGGAGGCAGCCUUCAGCUCCGGUGUCUGUGUCAGAGACAGACGAGGAGCAGCCAAAGGCCAAUAGUUUGAUUCCCUUUUAAUAGGCCAAGAAGUGCCUGUGGGUUCCCUCCUCCCCCUCCCCACCCCCGAGUGCCAUAUUCAUGGCUUGUUAAUUUCUUCUUAUUUCGGGUUUGCUUGAGAUGCAUUGCAAAGCGAUGGGGAAAAUUCCAGGGAAGAUCUCAAAUAGCCACGUGAUGCACGCUUUAGCUUCGGCCGGCGAUGUGCUUAUACAGGUGAAUUCUCCUUUCGGACUAGCCCUGUCCUGCUUAGAAAACCUCCCGCCCCCUCCUUGCCAGACGCCGGUGCAUUGUACAGUCGGAUAGUGCCAGUCACUCCGGAGCCUUCCUCUCUGUACCUAUCUGACCUCUGCAGCCGGGAAUCGGCGCUGGCUGGUGGCUCUGCCUGAUGCCUGGGACAGGUAGCUGAUGUCCCCUCCUAAGGAAUCUCCAGGUGCGUAGGGGUGCGGAGGAAGUGGGCCCAGGCUAUAGAUGGAGGGUACUGGUAGCUGGAUUGGCCUCUGCAUGCUUUGAUUGGCCUAGGCAUGAGGAGCCACAGCUGGAAGUGUUUGAACAGGCCGUGGCUGCCCCUAUCUUUUGAAGCAGCCAGGUCCCCAAGGUGUUGUGUGAUGUGAGCAGGGGAUGGAGGAGCUGAGAGAUGGCUGGC